Molecule: messenger RNA, 3711 nt
Organism: Purpureocillium lilacinum
Lineage: Eukaryota; Fungi; Ascomycota; Sordariomycetes; Hypocreales; Ophiocordycipitaceae
Molecular function (GO): O-methyltransferase activity
Source: RefSeq, a predicted model, not a curated record
AUGCCCAUCAACAAUUCAAGCCAGGAGGCGAGGUCCCUUGGAGACAGCCUCGAUGCACUUGCGCAGCAGCUCAACGCCACAGCCGAAGCCAUCCGCAGCUGUACCACAUCGCUAGAUGACCUCGACGAUGAGCGCGCCCGUGUUGUAAACGCAGCAGAGGCGCUACUCAAGGACAUCAACCCGGCGGAUCCCGUCAUGACUUCCAUGAUAUCCAUGGUUCAAUUCACGGCCAUCCGUCUUUUCGUCGGUUGGAAAGCGUUUGACAUUAUGGCCUCUGCUGGGACCAUUUCUGUCGCAGACCUUGCGGGAAAGCUCGACGCAGACGUGUCCCUCAUUCGUCGCCUCACUGGCAUUCUCACAUCCACCGGGGUCCUGAAGCAACUCGACAACGACAGCUUGUCGAUGACGCCGGCCAGCACGUCCUUUGUUUCGUCUAGUCCCCUCAGCGCCCUCAUCAUGAUGGGCUUCGACGACCACCUGAAGGCGCUGCAUUCGACGCCGGCCUACUUCGAUCAGUACGGGCGCAAGGAACCCACGGGGAGAUACGACACGAUCCACGCAUUUGCUGCUGGUGACCCGAAGCUCACAGUCUGGGAGCAUACGAACCGAGACCCGGUGAAGAAGUCCUACUUCAUGACAGCCAUGAUGGCCAUGGCCAGCCGGAUGCCCACGACCGGUUCAUACAACUUCGCCUGGGUCCUCGACAAGAUGCACGAGGCGCCUGACAGGGCUCUGGUCGUCGACGUCGGGGGCGGUAAGGGCCAUGCGCUGCAGGCUAUCCAGAAGGUCACGCCAGGCCUGCCCAUGAGUCGCUGUGUCGUCGAGGACCUGCAGGCGGUUGUCGAUGAAGCCAAAAAGACGGCUACUGGUGAGCUCGCAGACGCACAAUAUGUUUCCAUGGACUUCCACUCGGAACAGCCCGUAAAAGGCGCCUGCAUCUAUUACAUCCGCAGGUGUCUCCAUGAUUACGGCGACGACGUCUGCGUGGAGAUCCUGCAGCAGCUUCGUGAUGCCAUGGUCGAGGAUAGCCGAGUGCUCAUUGUAGAGCAGGUUUUGAGCGAUCCGCCGCUGCCAAUGGCUGCUGCCACGGACAUUUAUAUGGCGACAAUUGGAGUCGUCGCCGUCAUGGCGCCGACUCCCGACGAGCUCUCGGCGCCUGGCGCCGUGAGCUACGACUCCAACACAAUGAGCGUCGGCGAUGGCACAUGGGACUUCACCAAGAACAGCUUUCUGCUGCCCAACUUACAAGGCCUCAACUUUGAGACCAUGCGUUAUAAUGGCAUGGCAAACAGAUUCAGGACCCUGGAUCAGUACCACCGCAUCGUUCUCGCGCACGGUAUCAUGGCGGCAAUCGUCUUCCUCCUCCUCGUCCCGGUAUCCGUCAUGAUGGCGCGCUUCUACUCAAGCCGGCCGGGCUACGCAAUCGCAUAUCACGCGCAGAUACAUGUCUUUGCCGGCUUGAUGGUCCUCGUCGUAUUCAUUCUGGGCUUCUUCGCCGUGGGCCCAGAGCGCAACCUGACGAACCCGCACCACGGUAUCGGCGUCGCCAUUUUCGUCAUGUUCAUCCUCCAGCUUGUUGGCGGUCGACUCGUCCGCCACAUCACCAAGCUCCGAUCGCUUCGCAUCAUGAUUCAUCAAUGGUCUGGGCGUGCCAUUGCCCUCCUCGGCAUCGUUCAGGUGCCUCUGGGGCUUACACUCUACGGCUCGCCGAAAUACCUCUUCAUCCUCUACGCCUUGUGGAUGACCUUUCUUCUUGUCGUGUACUUCUUCCUGAGCUGGAGGUCUGCAGGUCGCCGCGAGCUUUACAUGGGCGGAGCCAGGUCCGAGGGGGGUCGAACCCGCAUUACAGAGUCUGAAUUCUUCUCCGAUGCCGAUCCUAAGCAGCACAAAGGCGGAUGGUCGAAGUGGCUAGGGCCCCUGGCCGCUGGUGCUGGCAUUUGGGCUCUGCUGCGAGGACGCAAGAAGGACCGAGACCGCGCCCGCUCACGAAGUCGGAGCAGAUCGAGGUCAUCUUUUAGCCGCAGCCGAGCACCAGAGGUCAUGUCUUCACGACGCGGCUCCGGCACCUAUCUAACCGAGAAGUAUUCUGAGCUUCCGCCAGAGAAAAGCGGUGGCGGCGGCUUCAUGAAGGUCUUGGGCGGUGCGGCAGCUGCCAUUGGGGCGGGCAAGCUUGUGUCAGGAUUCAUGAACCGACGGCGCGACAGGCGUGACGAAGAGUACUCGGCCGUUUCGACCGAGACUCCCAGACGUUAUCGAUCGGGACGAGGGGCGCCGACGAUGACGGAAUUGAGCAGUGAGGUCACCGACGACUACACGAGGGAUCCGCGAGACGCUACGCAAACCUCUCUUCUGCCUCCCUCGGCGAACCGAGGCGGCAUGACAGCUGGCAUGGCAGCUGGCAGGAGCGCCGUUGACAGCAGAGACCCCCGACGACCGACGACCCCUCGACCAAUGCACGCCCGCGGGCACUCGGGUCACGACUUUGAGGAUUCAGAUUAUUCAUCCUACGUGAGCCCGUCGCGCCGCCCAGUUGACGGCAAGGGAGGCGGUGGUGGGUUCGCCAAGGGCAUCCUUGGGGGACUCGGCAUGGGAUGGUUUGCCAAGAAGAUGGCGGACAGACGGGCGAAGAAGGAGGAAGACAGGCUGCGAGAAGAGGAGGACAUGCGCUCCGGAACGCAGGUCUCACGCUUCACCGGGGACGGGUAUCCGUCACCCACGCGAAAAAGCUCGCGCCGUCCCGCACCCGUCAGGCGGCCGACCGGUUACGCCAGAGGCGGGACCGAAAUCUCAGAUGUCACCGAGUCGUCAAUAGACUCGCGGCCAGCUGCUGGGACGUACGGUGCGCCCAUGCCGCCAGCAGCCGGCUACCCGCCAGCGCCUCCUGGGGGCCCUGGCAGCCAUUCGAGACAGCACGUGGAGCCAGUGUCGAUGCCUGCAAUGCCCCCAGAUCCCCACGGAGUCUUGCACUCGGAGGCAGAGGGAUCCUUCCUGUCUUCCGGAGGGGAUAGCCGCCCACCACAACGACGAGCAUCAUCCCGUCGGCGGAGAGCCGGCGAUAGGGCUGCAGCAGCGGCAGCAGCACGAGCCGGAAGUCUCGCCGCGGACGAGGGGCAUUCGCAUCUUGACGAGCGGCAAAGAUAUGGCUCGCCGCAAAGUCAGCCGGUCAGCGUCAAGCUGAAGGUCCACGACGAUCGCGACAGGAACGUGACGUUGCGGCGACUGACGGAGGAGGAGGCCGCGGCAGCGCGGGGCCCAAGAAGCCGUGGAGAUUCGGAGAGCAGCCUUUCGGGGCUUGAGUCGCCAAGCUAUGGAAGGGGCUACCGGAGAGAUUCGAGCCAGCGAAGGAUGGAACGGGCAGCCGAGCGGGCGGCAGAGAGGAGGGCAGCAGCGGCAGCAGCAUCAGACGACAAGCUGGCACCCCUUUCACCGCCGAACCCGGCAUUCGCGAAGGGCGGCAGGAAGACCAAGGACUCCGCGUACUACUCUGGACAGCCAGGCCCAUCGGGGACAGCGCCGGUCGCUGGGCAGACUGUGUCGAGCUUGGGCAGCCCGGAGAGCCACGGUACAUGGAGCGCCAUGAGUAUGUCUCCGGGCGGCCCGGACAAGGGGCCCGAGUCUGUAGCCGCCGACGAUAGGAGACGGCGACGAAGACAGGAAAGGCGCGCGGCGAGCAGCACGACGCGGCCGUCGGGUGUGGACAUGUUUGACUAG